CGAGUGGUCAUUCAUUGUAUGAUUUUUUUUUCCCAGUGGAUGUGUCUCAUCAGAGAUUUUGUUAGGCUUUAAAAGUGUCAAAAGGGAGGGGGAAAGAGGGGUGUCUUAGAAAUGUUGUAUUCAUUUUUGAGGGGGUGGCGGGUGGGGGGAUUACUGUGCUCUCUUCUUCUCAUUGGCUUGGCCCACCGUGACAGUGGAGUACAGAUGAGAGCUUGACAUGCUUGGUCUCUUCCAUAACAAGCUUCCAACUUGCAACGAGGCUCGACACUUGUCAUUCAAACAAUCCAGGCUCACAGAAAAUAUUUACUGCGGAUUUAUUACGCCCUAAAAGAAGCCCAUGACGUGUUUUCCUCUUCUCUCUCCCUUUUUUUUGGUUGUGGAAAAGUUGACCUGAAUUGUUUUAAAUGAAUGUGUGGUCGGAUUUGGAAAUGCCCAAACCACUAGACCACAUCAAGAGACCGAUGAACGCGUUUAUGGUGUGGUCCAGGGGCCAGAGGCGCAAGAUGGCUCAGGACAACCCAAAGAUGCACAACUCGGAAAUAAGCAAGAGGCUGGGCGCCGAAUGGAAAAAACUCAGCGAUUCCGAGAAGCGUCCUUACAUUGACGAGGCCAAAAGGCUUCGGGCUCAACACAUGCGAGAACACCCGGACUACAAGUACAGACCCCGGCGCAAACCCAAAAUCCCCCUCCAGGCGGAGCGCCUCGCUUUCCCACAUGUGGAGCCCUUGAAGGGAUUCUCCGUGGACUCGCCCCUUCUCAUCCACGGGGAUAAACCCCCCACUCUGAUGGCGCCGUCCCCCGUGAGGCAUCUACAUCGGAUGGCCGAGUUCCAGCCCCCUUUGCGCGGCUAUAGCUCGCCCGCCUUCGGGUACCACUCCGGAGCUGUGGUCGGGCGUUUGGCUUGCCUUGGACAGCACACCCACCCGUCGCACGGUAGCCCCUACGUGGUGCCGUGCAACUGUGGAGCGUGGUCGGCGACCGGUGUGCAGACCCAGGUGGCUUACAUUCUACUCCCGGGAGGGAUGAGCAAGAGCGGCUUGGACGCGUACGCAGCACCCGGAGCCAGUGCGUAAAUGGACUGCAGGGACAGCACGAACUGAGAUGAAAAUACUCGGUGAACACAAGGGAUGGUUCAUCAAUGCAUUUUAGGACCGCGUGGGAAAUAUUUGCUGUCGAUGUGACGUUCAGCUCGUCCCAUCAGGGGUCGCCACAGGCCGAAUUUGGUUGACACAGUGGCGCAACAUUAAACAUCCAUCCAUUAACACGAAUUACAAAUCUUUUGUUUCUGAAAAAUGAACGAUUGACGUCUGAAUAUUUGUGUCGACAGUUCCACGAACUUAACAUGAAACUCCGCAAAGCCUGAGACAUUGCAUAAUUUGCAGAUAAUUAAAAUGAACCCUUUAUUGAUCCGUCUGAACACUGAAAAAGACGUGCGGGAAAAUGUGACGAAUUUACUCGAUUUUAAUUCGGCAAGUGGUUGCAAAAAAUAAAAUCCUCGAUUAUUUUAAUAAGGUGUAAUAUCUACUAAAAAUGUAUCUGGAUUCAGAUAAUUUCAUUUCGUGAAACCACUUGACAAAAUAAAAUGUAAAUU
This is a messenger RNA of Hippocampus zosterae (dwarf seahorse), 1591 nucleotides long. Its product is annotated as transcription factor Sox-14. Bases 405 to 1073 code for a protein of 222 amino acids. The transcript has a single exon. The record is from RefSeq and is a predicted model, not a curated record. Gene Ontology annotation, molecular function: DNA-binding transcription factor activity, RNA polymerase II-specific; RNA polymerase II cis-regulatory region sequence-specific DNA binding. NCBI's taxonomy places the organism in Eukaryota, Metazoa, Chordata, Actinopteri, Syngnathiformes, Syngnathidae. Gene Ontology annotation, biological process: cell differentiation; anatomical structure morphogenesis; regulation of DNA-templated transcription.